Molecule: messenger RNA, 951 nt
Organism: Fusarium verticillioides 7600
Lineage: Eukaryota; Fungi; Ascomycota; Sordariomycetes; Hypocreales; Nectriaceae
Product: beta-lactamase
Exons: 2
Coding region: 1-951 (316 amino acids)
Source: RefSeq, a predicted model, not a curated record
AUGAGCUAUUCACUUACCAACCUGAACGAUGCUAUCGCCUCUCUGGAGCCUCAGAUGGGCUACAUCUGCAAGGUCAGCGGCACGACUGGACUGUCUUUAACCGUUAUUUCGGGAGGAAAAGAAGCAUACGCGAAACAUUUCGGCUUCCGGGACCUCGAGGCAAAGGAAGCGCCAGAUGGCGAUACUACGUACUUCAUCGGCUCUGUGACCAAGGGAAUGGUGGCAGUCCUCGUGGGAAUAUUGAUUGAAGAAGGGAAGCUCGGGUGGUCUACUCGCGGCGCCCCAAUAUUGCCCGAGCUCCAAGAUUCAUUCAACGGCCGUGGCUCCGAGAUCAUCAUCGCUGAUCUCUUACCUCAUCGCACUGGAGUAGCGCGGAAUCUCCUACUCCCCAAGUCAGAGAGCCUACGGACCUGGGCUGCUCAACCUGUUGUUAGGGACUUCAGGUCCGCCUUUCUCUACAACUACGCCUACGACGUGGUCGGCCAGAUCAUUGAGAUGGUUGAGCGGAAUAGUCUUGAAGAGGCGUUCAAGGAAAGGAUAUGGGAGCCGCUGGAGAUGCACCGAACGUCUAUGGAGGACCUCGCUGGGAAUACCAACGCUGCAAAGGCUUAUUACGCACUCGAAGAUGCCUCUUCAUAUGAAGUUCCAAUUUCGAUCAUAUCAAACAAGCCAAUCAUGGGAGCGGGCGGGGCUAUUCGAAGCUGCACCAACGAUCUGGCCAAAUACUAUACCAGCUUUAUGCGGCAGUUAAUCAUCAGUUCAACAACAAGACGACCUCAACGCCAGACACGCCAUUCAAGCAGCUCACUACAAUCCUCCGACCUCACAAUCAGCUUGAUCUCACCUCUUUACGCGAGCAGUCUUAUGCACUGGGCUGGGGGCGUGCACAGCUCCCUUGUCCGUUGGGCACUCUCAGUUACAACUAUCUGCUUAUUCCCUCAUUGCCGUUAA